Ceratina calcarata is the source of this 832-nucleotide messenger RNA. It is a transcript of the gene Pburs, whose product is annotated as bursicon subunit partner of burs. Gene Ontology annotation, biological process: G protein-coupled receptor signaling pathway. The record is from RefSeq and is a predicted model, not a curated record. NCBI's taxonomy places the organism in Eukaryota, Metazoa, Arthropoda, Insecta, Hymenoptera, Apidae. Gene Ontology annotation, cellular component: bursicon neuropeptide hormone complex; extracellular region. The transcript has 3 exons. Gene Ontology annotation, molecular function: G protein-coupled receptor binding; neuropeptide hormone activity. The coding region runs from base 315 to 734 and encodes 139 amino acids.
GCUGUGCACGGGGACAUAAAAUAUCCAUUAGAGUUACAAUGCAAAAUACUAAAAAACUACAAGCUCUCCGUAAGAAAAAAAUCUGAUCACGUAGAAUGUAGAAGCGAGAGAAGCUUACAAGCGACUUAGCUACGCUAUUAUGUCCUGGCAGGAGUUCGGCACCCCCGAGUAACGACAUAUUGGAGGGUGAGCUGACCUAUAAAAGCAUCUGUUUGAUUUUCUGUUCUCUCAUUUCAGUCGAGAUAUUUGACCAUACCUUUACCACGUCGAGUCGCAACGAGUAAAACUAAGAUAAUAAAUAUCGAUCAGAAGAUAUGAUGUUCAUGCUCGAAAUCUCUUUAAUACUGUCCACGCUUAUACUUACUAGUGAGACAAUCGCCCAAGUAACGGACGACGAGAGCUGCGAAACGUUACAGUCGGAGGUACACAUUACGAAAGACGAGUACGACGAGAUAGGGCGUUUGAGGAGGACAUGCAGCGGGGAUGUAUCCGUCACGAAAUGCGAAGGAUUUUGUAGUUCACAGGUACAACCGAGCGUCGCGAGUACAACAGGUUUCUCAAAAGAAUGCUACUGUUGUCGUGAAAGUUAUUUAAAAGAGAGACAGAUUAUGUUGCACCACUGCUACGAUGCAGAUGGGAUCAAAUUAACGAGCGAAGAGGACGGGAUGAUGGAAAUCAAGAUACGCGAACCGGCCGACUGUAAAUGCAUCAAGUGCCGAGAGAUAUCCCGAUAAAUAUAAUGUAACACGAAACGAACAGUUUAUCGAGACGAUAUUAAAAUGUAUACACAUUGAAACUAUAAAAUAAAGAUUAUAAGAUUUAAAGAACACUG